Racocetra persica is the source of this 367-nucleotide messenger RNA. NCBI's taxonomy places the organism in Eukaryota, Fungi, Glomeromycota, Glomeromycetes, Diversisporales, Gigasporaceae. The record is from the annotation of a GenBank genome assembly.
AUAAUACUAAAGCUAAAAUAGAAUUAUUAUUAACCACGAUGGCUGAAGAAGUAGAAUUAAUCUUUAAUGAAUUAUUAAUCUUGAAUAAUAAUCUUACGGAUUGGAUUCAAUAUUAUAGAAAACCUUAUAUUAUCGCAUCACUAAAUCCAAAUAUUUCAAAAAUUUUACAUAAUAUGUGGUAUGCAGCACCAAACAAUACAAAUUGUGCUAAAGCAGCACAUGCUAUAAGCAAUCGUGAAGAAAAACAACUCAAACUAAUGAUAGCGAUAAUAAGGAUUGAUAUAAAAGCCAAUUACAAUGUCAAUAUAAGUGGCCAGGAUAAAGGUGGCAUUGCAAGAAAAAAAUUGGCAAUUAAACAUAGUAGUAA